CUAUGAUGUGAUAACAGGCUUCUGUUUCCAGCACCACUGCACCACUUUACGGUCUACAAACGUAUUACCCGACAUAGGGUCUCCGAAGGUAUUUAAAAUUAUACAUUUCUGAAAAAUAUAGUUUCCGAUGGUGGCUGUGGGCGAUUCGCCGCUACUUGUUUGGAAUAUACGCCUACCCGCCGCCGUUUUCGGGUCGUUUUAAUAAUGGAAACGUGUUAUUUGAGUCACGUGGUCCUAGCCCGUCUUUCUCUGGUGGUCCUCUUGGUCGUUCUGAGACCCCUCAAUGCGUGGACUUACACCUCCAGCAGCAACGAUAUGGAUAGGACACUGGUAUCGGGGGGAUACUUUUCUCCCCGGGUUACUAACUCUGAAGAAAUAACUGCCAUAACUCCCUUACCAAAAUACUUGUUUACUUCUCCGGCAACUUCAACGGACUUAAGAGAGAUAUCAUCACCAUCAACUGGAACAGAACUCCACCACAGAGUCAGGCAUUCUGAUGAGAGUGAGACACGGGCGUUGAGUGAAGACAAAUUAGCCACUGAACAAAACACACAUCUCUCCACGGACUCAACCAGCUGGACAGCAGAAGGAACCCUUGGUUUGUCGAUGGAGCAGAGGAGCUCUACCAUUGUAGUGUCCACAGAGGCUACCACACAGUGGAAGGACCAGACCAGACUAACACCAGACCACCUACCAGAGGCCUACUCUGGGCUCCCAGCACAACUCAGGGCUUUGACUGAAACCAAACGCUCAGUAGAGUUCAAGUCUGUGUCUGUUACUGAAGCCAGACUGCCUCAGGACAGCCCUGAUGCUGACAGCAGUCUCAGGCAGGACCAGUCAACAGAUGGAAACACAGUGGGUCUCAGAGAGGACCAGUCGACAAACCGAGGCACCAUGGGUCUCAGAGAGGACCAGUCGACAAACCGAGGUACUGUGGGUCUCAGAGAGGACCAGUCGACAAACCGAGGUACCGUGGGUCUCAGCGAGGACCUGUCCACAAACCGAGGUACUGUGGGUCUCAGAGAGGACCAGUCCUCAAACCGAGGUACUGUGGGUCUCAGAGAGGACCAGUCCACAAACCGAGGAACUGUGGGUCUCAGAGAGGCCCAGUCCACAAACCGAGGUACUGUGGGUCUCAGAGAGGACCAGUCCACAAACCGAGGAACCAUAGAUCUCAGAGAGGACCAGUCCACAAACCGAGGUACUGUGGGUCUCAGAGAGGACCAGUCCACAAACCGAGGAACUGUGGGUCUCAGAGAGGACCAGUCCACAAACCGAGGUACCGUGGGUCUCAGAGAGGACCAGUCCACAAACCGAGGAACCAUGGAUCUCAGAGAGGACCAGUCCACAAACCGAGGUACUGUGGGUCUCAGAGAGGACCAGUCCACAAACCAAGGUAUUGUGGGUCUCAGAGAGGACCAGUCCACAAACCGAGGCACCGUGGGUCUCAGAGAGGACCAGUCCACAAACCAAGGCACCGUGGGUCUCAGAGAGGACCAGUCCACAAACCGAGGCACAAUGGGUCUCAGGCAAGGACAGUCAACAGAUACUCUCAGGCAGGACCAGUGGACCGACCUAGGAACCAUGGCUCUCCCCAUCCCUGUCCACACUGACCGCACCUACAUCUCCUCCACUAUGAGUCGAGCGGGAGAGAGGACCUUACUGUCUGUGACCUCCAACAGCACCUCCAUGUACCCUGAGGACUCUACCUGGGGCCUCCCGACCGGCCGCACCGGCGCCGGGGCUGGGGAUGUCACCGACAGGAUACCCUCCACCGGACCUGACCAUGGGCAUGACGCUACGUCUGGGUCUGACUCUCACCCCCACUCCAACACAAACUCUUCACAAGAGUGGCCUGGUAGUUUUUCCUCCAGAGGGACCAACCCGCUGACUGGACCCCCCAAUGUGACGACCCAACAGCAGGACCUCACCUCUCUGGUUUCGGAGGGAACCCCCCACUCCACCCCCCCUCUCAGCGUGGUUGAUAACCACAGCAGACGGGACACAGACACAACAGACUCCAGUCAGCCCUCCAGAGGCAGGACGUCCCAGACAGAAGAUGGGGUCCCUGAUUCUUCACAGCCCCCCAUCCUGUUUUCAGAAGGACCCAGCCAUCCCAGCACCAACACCUCUCAGGGAGGAGAUAGAGAUACUCCCUCCAUCCUGGUCACCGGGUCUGGGACUUCCACAGAGUCCUCCACAGGUCCCCUCAGCACCCAGGGGGGCCAGGGUGAGACAGAAGGGGUCUCAUCGCUCCACACAGAGGACACUACCAUCGUAGGUCUGGGUCUAACUACUGCUCCCCCGACGCUACGAGAAAAUGCCACCGCCCUGGACGACUCCCUGUCCCGGUUCCUCUCAAGCCAGCCUCCCUUUGUCCCCAAGACGGAGCGGCCAUCGCCAGCGGUGACCACAGAGGUCCUGGUGUCCAGCACAUCCAUUACCGUGACGAUGACGUCACAGGUCACUGAGGAGGAGCUCAACAGAGUUACUACGGCAACCAGCACCACACUGACCCCCCCUCUGGCUACGACGAGGAUGGUUCAGCUUAGCACCGCCACCUCCGUCGAGGCCCAGACUCAACCCACCACCAUCCCUACCACCAUUACCACUGAGACUACUCUGGGUCUCCAGACCUCGGCUUCCACCCCCCAGUGCUCGCCUACCCUUCAGACCCAGACCCAGGAGCCCUCAACGGGGGUGAGCUUCACCGAAGUGACCAGCUCCACCGAUGUAACCACCUUGCACCUGGAGACCAGCACUGCCACACCAGGGAACACCACGGCCCACAACGGCCAGGCCUUCACCACCACCACUACUACAGCCUCCUCUUCCUACAGCCACAGCACCACCAGGAGCACGGUGGAACUGCACACUACAGGGAAACACACUGACAGGGGGACCACUGAGGUAGAAGUGACCACAGCUCCAAUGGACAUCAGAUCUACACCCCAGACACCAGGUAGUGCCUGUGAGCCCAACCCCUGUCUGAACGGAGGUGGGUGUGGAGGGACCUAUGGAGGGAGGGAAUUCACCUGUUACUGUCUGUCAGCAUGGACAGGACCUACCUGCAGUGAGGAUGUGGAUGAGUGUGAGAGUGGCCCCGGCCCCUCGGGCCCCUGUCCCAGUGACUCUACGUGUGUUAACACCAGGGGCUCCUUCAGCUGUGAGUGUCCCCUGGGCCUUGACAUUGAGAACGGACGAGACUGCACGCGAGCAAAGACAUUCUUAGGGACGUUCAGUGUCAACAACUCUUACUAUGACCCACUGCUCUCCAGGAGCACCACACUGCAUGAGAUCCAGAGAGAGAUCAACCAGCUGCUCAACGCCUCACUAUCAAAUCUGCGUGGUUACCAGCGCUCUACUUUGAGUAAAAAAGGGGAGGACGGGGCCCGUAUCUCUGCUGUCAACAUGUUCUCCCUCUCUACUGACGUGACCAGCUCUGAGGUCUACCACAGCAUACAGAGAUCUCUGAACAACUGUAACAGCACUGCUGGACACUGCAGAGUGGUGGUCACUCACCAGCUCUCUUAUCAAGUUGAGAGUCUGUGUCUGGCCCAGAACACCCAGUGUCACCUAGAGCGUUCCUUCUGUACCGACUCCAAUGGGACAGCCUACUGCCAGUGUCAACCAGGGUACUUCAAACUCAACCCUGAGGACCAGUCCUGCCUAGGUGAGGCCUGGAACGGGGAUAAGGUGGAGGGUAGUCCUCCGUCUUGCAUAGAAUGCGGUGAUGGUCUGAAACGGGUAAAUGGAACCUGUGUCAGGUGCACAUUUGGAUUUGGAGGAUUCAACUGUGGAAAUUUCUACAAGCUGAUAGCUGUGGUGGUAUCACCAGUAGGGGGUACCCUACUCCUUGUUCUCAUCAUCGCACUCAUUGUCACCUGCUGCAAGAAAGACAAGAAUGACAUCAACAAGAUCAUUUUCAAAAGUGGCGAUUUUCAGAUGUCGCCGUACGCAGAGUUCCCAAAGAGUAACCGUGUUUCUAUGGAGUGGGGGAGAGAGACCAUCGAGAUGCAGGAAAACGGUAGCACCAAGAACCUGCUACAGAUGACAGACAUCUACUACUCUCCUGCGUUGCGUAACUCUGACCUAGAGCGUAACGGCCUCUACCCAUUCUCUGGCCUGCCAGGCUCCCGUCACUCCUGUAUCUACCCCGCCCAAUGGAACCCUUCAUUCAUCAACGACGACUCACGACGUCGGGACUACUUCUGACGCCCAGCUACCCCGCCUCUGGCCCUGUCUAGCCAGCCAACUCCGCCUCUGGCCCUGCCUAGCCAGCCAACCCCGCCUCUGGCCCUGCCUAGCCAGCCAACCCCGCCUCUGGCCCUGUCUAGCCAGCCAACUCCGCCUCUGGCCCUGUCUAGCCAGCCAACCCCGCCUCUGGUCCUGUCUAGCCAGCCAACUCCACCACUGGCCCUGUCUAGCCAGCCAACUCCACCACUGGCCCUGUCUAGCCAGCCAACUCCACCACUGGCCCUGUCUAACCAGCCAACUCCACCACUGGCCCUGUCUAGCCAGCCAACUCCACGUCUGCCGCUGCCAUAAGCCUAAUUUACACACCUUCCACUUCACUUCAACGUCCAUACAAGGUCCGCAUCCGCGUACCUCCUUGGAAAAGUGGCCUGCGGACGUGGAGAUUUGUCCGUACGGACAAGAGUCAAUUUUGCAUCAUUUCAUUCGAGUGGACCUAGCGGAUAGCUCAGAAGUGCAAGGUGUAAAUAAGGCUUUAGCCUGGUCCCAGAUCUGUUUGUGCUCUUGCGUACUCCAUUGCUGUCCUUGUCAAGACAAACAUGGCAAUGAGUGAUAAGGAGUUGGCAUGGUAGCACAAACACACUGGCACGCAGGCUACCUCUGCCUGGCCUCCAGCCAACUACAUCAAUGAUUAAGUGCACCAAAAAUACAUCACACUGAUUUGAUCAGUGCACAUUUGAUCAUAUGAUUUGAUCGUAUGUCAAAAGCAAUAAUAAAAGCAAUCCAUAAAUUAUAAAAGUUACCAUGUAUACCAUGUAUUCAUAAUGUGUGGAUGCAUGUCUGUCUGUUCUGCGAAGUGUGUGUGUGUGUACUGAAAAUACAGGUUGAAAAGAGAAAGCUGCAAAAACUUGUUUUGUGUGUGUCAAGUAUUGUUACAUUGUGUAAAGAUAUUUAACGGCAUGUCAGAUGGAAAAGAAUACAUGUCAAGAAAUCAAUGUGCUGUAUUUGUCAGAUGAGGAAUAGAUGCACGAAAGUGGUUUCAUAUGACAUAUUGAAUGAUGGUCAAGUUGCGGUCUGUUGAUCGGAACAGUACAACAGUUUUUGUAAUUUAUUGAAUGUAUUUCAACGGUAAAAAAUGUUUGAAGACAUUUUCAACAUGUUGCAUUGUCAGAGGGACUCAUACCCCACCCUAUUCUGUAGGGACAAACAUCUGAAGUUUGGAACACAAAAGGCUGCGUGUGCGUGUGUGGAUGUGUUUACCUAUACUUGUUGGGACACAAUAAUAGUAAACAAACAAAAAUUUGACCAACUGGGGAUAUGUUGUUGGUCCCCACUAGGUCAAAUGCUAUUUCUA
Messenger RNA from Coregonus clupeaformis (lake whitefish), 5548 nucleotides. Its product is annotated as protein HEG. The record is from RefSeq and is a predicted model, not a curated record. Gene Ontology annotation, molecular function: calcium ion binding. Gene Ontology annotation, biological process: heart development. The coding region runs from base 205 to 4215 and encodes 1336 amino acids. NCBI's taxonomy places the organism in Eukaryota, Metazoa, Chordata, Actinopteri, Salmoniformes, Salmonidae. The transcript is spliced from 14 exons.